Messenger RNA from Echinostoma caproni, 1299 nucleotides. The record is from the annotation of a GenBank genome assembly. NCBI's taxonomy places the organism in Eukaryota, Metazoa, Platyhelminthes, Trematoda, Plagiorchiida, Echinostomatidae.
AUGCUCGAAGCGCACUUGACAGGCUGCUGUGCCUGUCAACUGGGAAUAACCACUUGGUCAGUCCCUCACGAAUCAUUAUUCCCCGAAGUGCCUGCCCAUCCGUCCUGUAUACUACCGCAUGUGACCAUCGGCAGUGAAGCAGAUGCUCUAAACCCCGCUUUGUACGGAUCUCACGGAUUCACGCACGUGUUGAAUGUAUCUGUUGACUGUCCGGCCCCAGCGCAUGUCCCUUCGGACAAGUUCAUGCGCAUUCCGAUUCUAGACAACCACACUGCGUCACUGCUUCCCUAUUUGGACGAGGCGUUCAAGUUUAUUGAUAAUGCCAAAACAAAUCAAGGACACGUUUUGGUUCACUGUGCAGCUGGUAUAUCCAGGUCUCCAGCCGUGGUUAUUGCUUACCUGAUGCAUUCGAGCCAUAUGCAGAUGCGUGAUGCGUAUGAGUUUGUCAGAUCCAAGCGAUCAAGUAUUGCUCCAAAUUUCAAUUUUCUCGGUCAAUUACUGGAGCUCAAUGGUCGACUGUUUCCAUCAGCAUCACCUGGUCAUUCAGUCACUGGAUCUGGUGAAUCCACUCCGACUCAACAACCUUCAUUGUCGGAACCGCGUCACAUUAUUCCAUCCCGCUCAAGUGGCAAACCACCUGUUAGAAUCCCAUCUCCAAUCCCAUCUGCUAGCCCUAAACAUACCGCUACGAAGAAACGAGAACGACCAAAUCAUUUGAGUUUAGAUGUGCAUGCAACCAGUGCUAGUGAGUUUGUACGUCCUGCUGGUGGUACAUACUCUUACCAAUCUUCACCAAUGAGUGGGCAUAUGGCCGGAAGCCCCAGCGAGGGCAAACGAAGUCGAGUUUCUUUGCUCAAUCCACCACUUCCCUGGACCUCGGGGGAUCAAUUUCUACCGUCACCAUGUACUGGAAUGUCUAAUCUACAGCUGUCGUCCCCAUCCGAUCCGCAGCGCACUUUGACUCAGACCUUAUUAUUGCAGUCCUCAAUGGACAAGCUGUAUUAUGAACCGUGUUUUGUCGGUGGUGGUGAAUCGACUCCAGCCACAUUGUCUGCAAGCAGCGGAGGUUUACGUCGUUCCUUAACAUCACUCGGCAUGUCCAGUGCUAGUCCUGGUCCGAUUCGACCCACCUUGUUGGCCGAACGACAUAUAUCGCCCGAAGAAAGUCGCAUUCCAGAAUUCUCAACACGCACAGCGGCUCGUGUUGGUAUCCCGAGAAUACAGAUGCGCGCAAGUACACAGAUUAUUGCCCACGGUCUAAUCAGCACACACACCAUGUAUCCAGAUUUGGAACGAUAG